Molecule: messenger RNA, 3152 nt
Organism: Catharus ustulatus (Swainson's thrush)
Lineage: Eukaryota; Metazoa; Chordata; Aves; Passeriformes; Turdidae
Gene: TRAF2
Product: TNF receptor associated factor 2
Biological process (GO): regulation of apoptotic process; tumor necrosis factor-mediated signaling pathway; positive regulation of canonical NF-kappaB signal transduction
Cellular component (GO): cytoplasmic side of plasma membrane; plasma membrane signaling receptor complex; cytosol
Molecular function (GO): tumor necrosis factor receptor binding; zinc ion binding; ubiquitin protein ligase binding
Source: RefSeq, a predicted model, not a curated record
GGGUUGGACUGGAUGAUCCUGGUGGGUCACUUCCAGCUGUGGAUAUUCUGUGAUUCGAUGAAAAUCCCUAACUGCAUCAGAAUCACCCAGAAAGUUUCGCAGUAAAGGCAUGAAAAGCUGCUCCUGUUGUAAUUUCUGAAGCGAGAGGGCACGGAGUUGACGCUCCUCGGGCGGGUUUUUGUGGGGUCUUCCCAUCAGGUGCCGGGACGGCAUGGGGGGUUGUCAUCUGUCUUUUGUCAUCUGUCACCGCAACAGGCUGGCCCCGGCUCCCAGGGAACAGGAGAAAGCAGCUCUGGAGGUGAGACAUUAGUGGGGUGCAAGACUGUCUCCUUGGGCCGUGCAGUGGAGCCGGGGUGUCGCAACAGCAGGAUUGGGAGCAGCCCCAGGUGGUCCCAUCCCGUCCCACGGCUAUCGUGAGCAGCUCCAGGACGUUCUGUCCCACCUGUCGUCUUUGGGAGCAGCCCCAUAGUCCCGUCCCGCGGCGGGCGUUCCAAGCAGGCAUUUGGUGCGGGUUUCCCGUCCCUUUAGGACUAACCCGUCCUAUCCCGGCACUGUUGCCCGGUCACGGUCAUUUCAGGAAAUGCAGACAAGAUUUUUUUUCGCUGGCUGACAUCACCAAAUUUUCCAUGCCGGUGUUCACAGACCAGUGCGGCUGAGCCGGGAAAAGGGCUGUUGCAGUGCAGUGGGUGAAGCGGUGCCCAUCCCAGGGGAGCUGUGCCCGUGCCAUUCCCGGUGCCGACACGCGGGGAUACGCUAUCCCCGGCUCCCUGACGGGAGCAUUCAACCCUGAUGGUGCCCGAGCAGCAGCACCUGGCCCCUCGCCACGGGCUCGGUGUCCCCGAGCCCCCCACGGCCCUGCCGCGCCCUUCACUUCGACUGCUUCUCUCCGGCGCCGUGUUCACAGCCAGGCUCCCGGGAGAGUUCAACUUGGCGCCUGUGUCACUGCCCUGUCACUACGCUCGGCUCUGACGGCGAGGAUUUCCCCGGCAGCGGGUGAAUUCCCUGCAGUGAGAGCGCGCCCAUCCCCGCCCCGCCAGCGCAGCAGGCGGUAAAGCCCCGGAGACCCCGCGCCGGAGCCGGGCUAGGGGGGCAGGCAGGCUGGGGACCCCGGGUGACAAAUCCUGCUGCUGUGACCUUUUGCCGAACAAGUUCCCCUGCGAAAAGCACCUCGCCGUGACCUCAAUGCGGGCUGCACCGCGCGCUUCCCCUACACGGCAUUUUUCCGGCCAUCGCCGUCCUGUCCUCCCCGUCCUGCCACCGCCCAUCCUUCCCGACCGCUGGUCUCCACCUGUCCCCCAGGCCGGCGCCACGGGACACGAAGUGACCAUGGCACUCUGUGCGCAGUCUCUGGAGAUACAGCCGGCACUUUUUGUUCACAUGGCAGCAGCAAACUCUUCUCCACCUGGUUCUUUGGAUCUAAACCAGCCUGGGUUUGCAAAGGAGAUCCUGGGAACUAAACUGGAGGUCAAAUACCUGUGUUCCGAUUGCAAGAACAUCCUGAGGCGGCCGUUCCAGGCACAGUGUGGCCAUCGCUACUGCUCCUACUGCCUGAAGAAAAUCAUCAGUGCUGGACCUCAAAAGUGUGCCAGCUGUAUCCAGGAAGGAAUAUAUGAAGAAGGAAUUUCUAUUUUGGAAACAAGCUCGGCUUUCCCAGACAACGCAGCGCGGCGGGAAGUGGAGAGUCUGCCUGCUGUCUGCAUCAACAGUGGCUGCACCUGGAAGGGAACUAUCAAAGAGUACGAGGCUCAUGAUGAAGUCUGCCCUGAAUUCCCGCUGACUUGUGAAGGCUGUGGGAAGAAGAUUCCCAGGGAGAAGUUUCGGGACCACGUGAAGACGUGUGGCAGAUCCAAAGUACCCUUGCCGUUUGAGGCUGUGGGCUGUGCUGAGGUGGUGGAAAAUGAAAAGCUCCUGGAACAUGAAAGGAAGUGUUUGGCAGAGCAUCUCUACAUGCUACUGAGCUCUGUGCUCAGCCUCAAGACUGGUGCUGGGGACCCCAAAUCCCUUCCUGUUCUUUCCUCAUCACAAAACAGCUCCCCACUGCUGGCAGCAAACUCACUGUGCUCAGAGUCAGAGCUCUCUCGGUCCCUGGAGCUCUUGGGAAUGUGUGAGGCCCUUGAGAGGAAAACAGUGACUUUUGAGAACAUCGUCUGUGUGCUCAACCGGGAGGUGGAGAGAGUAUCACUGACUGCUGAAGCUUACAGCCGCCAGCACCAGCUGGACCAGGAGAAAAUCGAAACGCUGAGCAACAAGGUCCGGCAGCUGGAGAGGAGCAUUGGGCUCAAAGAUCUGGCGAUGGCUGAGAUGGAGGAGAAGAUCCGUAACAUGGAGGCUUCCACCUACGAUGGAGUUUUCAUCUGGAAGAUAACGGAGUUUGCCCGGAAGCGUCAGGAGGCAAUAACAGGCCGCUCUCCUGCCAUCUUCUCUCCAGCUUUCUACACCAGCAAGUAUGGCUACAAGAUGUGUCUGCGUGUGUACCUGAAUGGGGACGGCACCGGCCGCGGGACCCACCUGUCCUUGUUUUUUGUGGUGAUGAAGGGACCCAACGACGCGCUGCUGCGGUGGCCCUUCAACCAGAAGGUCACCCUUAUGCUUCUGGACCAGAAUAACCGGGAGCACAUCAUUGACGCCUUCCGCCCUGACGUGACGUCCUCGUCCUUCCAACGCCCUGUCACGGAGAUGAACAUCGCCAGUGGCUGCCCCCUCUUCUGCCCCGUGUCCGUCAUGGAAGCCAAGAAUUCCUACGUGCGGGAUGAUGCCAUCUUUAUUAAAGCCAUCGUUGAUCUCACGGGCCUCUAACCCUCCUGACCUCAGAGUAGUGAGUGUGGAGCCAGCACUGCCCAGGGCAUCUCCCACUUGUGGAGAUGGGAGGUGGGUCUCAGAGCAAGAGAAGGGGGCACAGAGAUGGGAAAAGCCCUUCCUGAAAAGGAACCUUUGCUCUGAAUGGAAACCAGGUGUCUGAUGGGAGCCAUCUUUCAUGAGGAGAGGAUUGGUGGACACUGGCAGGCUGUGGGAUAUGGAAGAUUCCCUGCAGGGACUUGGGUGUCUGAACUGCUGCUGUCUGGACUCCAGUGGAAACCAGUGCAGCUCUUGCUCUACCAGUUUAGCCAACAUCCGGAGCUCUCUGUAGUAAAACAAUGGUUUGCCCUGCCUGA